Suillus subalutaceus is the source of this 5524-nucleotide messenger RNA. RefSeq lists its product as uncharacterized. The transcript is spliced from 17 exons. The record is from RefSeq and is a predicted model, not a curated record. The coding region runs from base 1 to 5328 and encodes 1775 amino acids. Lineage: Eukaryota; Fungi; Basidiomycota; Agaricomycetes; Boletales; Suillaceae.
AUGAUGAAACCUGCUGGAGUUUGUUGGGACUGGUCUAAAUCUUUUUCAGAAGAAUCCAAGGACGGGAUGAGUUCACUAGCCUUCCUAGUGACUGAACUUGAAUUGCAGUCCCUUGCCAACGAGUCGAGGAGAAAGCAUCCAGAAAUACGCGAGGCAGCAGAGAAGUCGCUUGCGAUACUUAGGUCCUCUCCAGGGCAAACGACAGCAUCUUUGGCCUCUGACAGUAUACAGUCAGACGAUCUUCUUCGUCCGCUGUUUAUGGGAUGCGCAACGAAGAACGCCAAAGUCGUCGCCAUCUCGUUGGGGUCGCUGCAGCGGUUGAUAGCCCUCAAGGCUGUACCGCAGUCUGCUGUCGCACUCAUCGUAAGCACAAUGAACGAUGCCAUGAGCCAAGGCGUAGACAUUCAACUUCGGAUCCUGCAAACCUUAGUCUCCUUGAUCACCGAUUUUCCUUCGAUACACGGAGAGCUCCUGGGAGAGGCAUUACUUCUCUGUUUUAAGCUGCAGGAUUCCAGGAUCGCUGUAGUCUCUUCAACAGCUGCAGCUACCCUGCGCCAACUGGUCAUGAUUAUCUUUGGAAAAAUGUUCAACGAGGAUCGUCAAGAGAGCAACGGCACUCCGGACCUGUCUCAAGCGGCGCUUCCGGACGGUAGCACCAAAGUGUUAGGGCCUUGCGCCAAAGAUGCAUUCUCUGUCUUCGAAGAUCUUUGUCUCCUCGCAACUUCAGAGAAGCUCAACUUCUUGAAGCUCGACUACCUACAUAAGACCUUCGCUUUGGAGUUAAUUGAGAGUGUACUUGCGAACUACCACAAGCUGUUCAGGAAGGCAAGUUUGUCGAUCCCAUUCAACAGACAUGUAUUUCCGUUGACACUCAGAUGCACGCGAGUUGUGUUCUUGAUCUUGACGAAGUUCUUAUUCGAGCUGGAGGCAGAAGUUGAAGCAUUCCUAAUGAUUCUCAUAAGAAUGGUCUCAGAAGAUUUCGACGCGUCGAAUCCGGAUCAUUCUGGCUCACGUCCAAUAUGGACAAGGGUCCUUGCGAUGGAGAUAAUGAGAGGGGUAUGCAGCGAUGCCGAGCUUGUGCGAAACAUAUGGGAUCGCUAUGACGCGCAGCAGCCGGGCUCCAAGGUCUUCAGCUCUCUUGUGAUUGCGUUGAGACGCCUUAUUACUGAGAAACCUGUUCUACUCGGAGUGAGCGCGCAGAUGAUGGGAGCCGGAAUUUCUCAUGCUGAUGAUAGUGCUGCACCAUCGGGAUCCAAUUACGGUCUGGAGAGCGUGCAGAAUUCGGCCAUGAAGGUGCAAUGUAUCGAUCAAUUAGACAAAGCGGACUCGCCACCGAUCCCCGAAGCAUACAUUUACCUUCUCGCUGUCCAGUGUAUUGUCUCCCUAUGUGAAGGCUUCGCGUCGUUCACCGGCCCACUGGCCACGUCCAUCAUCGUUCAACAUCCUCAAGCGGCUGGCGAGCCCGUCAUUCGUGCACCUGCCGCUCUUGACCUCUCUACACUCCCGCAGGACGAUCCUGCAACUCAGCACCUCAUCAUUGUGCGUUGUAUGGUUGAGAGCGGCUGGCCCGCGCUUCUCGCAGCCCUUUCCUUCAUUAUCUCGACAAAUCUGUCAGAUGAGCUCUUUGUGGACGUCCUUAGCAGCUAUCAAGCCUUGACGAACGUUGCGGGGAUGCUCGCCCUCAGCACCCCUCGCGACGCAUUGUUCAACGCGCUCUCUAAAUUUGCGAUACCUUCCCGAGUAGUGUCCAGCUUGGAGUCUUACGUUGAACCUCCGACGCCCCGAACGUCAAAUUCCUUCACAGAUAACCUGGGGUUGACAGCACCUAUCCAAGCUCCAGGACUUUCCGAGCGAAAUCUAGCAUGUCUCAAAGUGUUGGUAUCUAGUGCCCUUUUCCUCGCCGGGAGCCUAGGAGAGAGCUGGUAUGGCAUUCUGGAAGCUUUACAGAACGCAGACUAUAUCUUGAACAUCAAAGCAUCUACCAACCGGCGGAUGGGCACACCCAUACCACCCCGUCCAUCCGUGUCAGCGAUGAGCUCUGCUGAACGGGGGGAAGUGGGUCGUCACUCCCUCCUCAAGGAUAUCGAUUCAGAGAGCGUGCUCGCUGCCGUGCAGCGCCUCUUUGAUGCGUCCAAAAACCUGGAGGAUUCAGCUUUUCAGGACUUUGUCGCCGCGCUCUGUAAACUUAGCUCAAAGAUGGUCGGGAUGCAAUCUGGUGGGAAUACGCUGACGGAGUCAGACGAUUCCUUGAGUCCUGUACCGAUUUCUCCUCACAGAAAGCGCGUCAGCAGAAUUCAUCUGCCGCGCACGCUGCGUCAGAGCGAUUUCGGUGUGGAGCGACUGGGUUCAGUAGCAAUGCUGAACCUUCAUCGCCUCAUCUAUUGUGCACCUGAGGUUGCAUGGAACACUACAACAAAUCAUCUUCUGUGGAUCAUGGGUCUCUCCGCAGCGCCGCAGUCAAUACGAGUGCAAGCAGCACGCGUUCUCAAUGAAAUCCUUACUGUGGUCUCGCGUAACUUGUUACCCACUGGAGACCUGCAGGCCCAAGUAAAGCGUCGCAUUCUCGACAUUCUAUUUAAACAGAUAGUACCCGCAUCAUCCGACGUCCCAGUGACGAGCACGAAUAUCGAGCUCCGGCGAAUGGGAUUGGAGACCCUGUACCAAAUUCUACAGGCGUCCGGACAUACUCUUGUUGUCCGGUGGGGUAGCAUUUUUGAGAUGCUAGGGAGCAUCUGUAAACCUGCGCCUCUCUCCAGAUCUCAGUCGGUCGAUUCCACCAGCACGCUAUCGCUUCAAGAGACGCCCCGUCAAAAACCACUGCCUCUGGGAUACGUUGAUGACCGCGAAUACACGACACUGGUGAAGAUCGCCUUCCAGUCCCUCAAACUUAUCUGCGACUCCGUGUCUGUGUUAUCCCCUGAAGACUUACGGCUUUGCAUCACAACCCUUGGACAAUUCGGUCGACAAGCUGACACGACCAUUGCGCUUGCUACUGCAGAAAACCUUUUCUGGUGUGUGUUAGAUUCGAUCCAGGUAAAGCGGAAGGAUGCAGAGGUGGAACCGGGAUAUAGCGCGCUGUGGAUGUGUUUGCUAGAAGUUCUGGGUCUCUGUACUGACGCUAGACACGAAGUUCGUGUUGGCGCUAUCAAGACCCUUUUCCGUGCAAUGCAAAUUUACGGCGCCACGUUGACUCUGGACACAUGGAAUGGCUGCAUAUGGAAGAUCAUAUUUCCGCUACUCGACGCAAUAUCUAUCGAAACCCGGCGCAGCGUCUUUGAGCCCGGAGCUCUGCUGAACUCUGGUCUGGCAGCACAGUCUCCCGAACAUGCAUGGGACGAAUCGAAGAGUCUCGCAUUGCAGUCGAUUGGAUCUAUUACCAGCGAAUUCCUAGUCAACAAGAUCAUGCAUCUGGACUCCUUCUCGAAAGCAUGGUCCGUGCUUGUUACCCACGUUCACGAUACCGUAUCCUUGGACCGCCGAAACUUAAGUCCGCCUGCACUGUUUUGUUUGGGGAAAGCGGUGAAAGCGCUUUCUGGCGCAGACGCCUCUCUGCAAGUCAAAGUGUCGGAGGCUUGGGAAUGCGUAUGGAAGGCAUGCAGUGAUAUAGGGAGCAUGGUUCUUCAGGAUGGGAGAUCUCAGCUCUCUCCGAGUACGAAUGCGGCACAGCUCCACCGUGCAUUCACUCAGGAGAGUUUGGUUACUCUUGUCGACGUCAUACGGAGCACACGUUCCAUUAGUCUGACCCAGACAAAGGAAUGGCCGCUUCAACGCCUCAAUCGUCUGAUGGAAAUCCUCAAGGGUAUUCUUAUUUAUCCUAACUCGACGGACUACCGCCCGGAUGUUGAUGGUUUAUCACCUCUCCAGGUAGUGGUCUUAGACGCUAUCGCGGAUAUUAGCCCAAUGGGACCUGGUGUCCCAUCUCUCAUCCUACAAUAUCUCUCGGAAUUUAGCACACUUCCGUUUCCGGUUGUUUUUCAUGCGCCCGUCUUGUCUCCCGAUUCCCCGGGAACGCCUAUUGCGACAUCGUUUCAAAAACAAAACACGUACAUUGCGUUAUCCAAGAAGGUCAUGCCACUUAUCGUAGAGUUGUACAUGUGCUUCAAGGAUGAGCUCGAGAUCUAUGAAGAUGGGACUAUGGAAGCUGUCUUCUCGGCCUAUUCAAUAUCGAUAAAGUUAAAGUACGAGUAUCCUGCUCCAUUAAAGUUUGGCAGAGAUGCUCUGUGGAAGACCGCGACAACAAGUUUUCUCCGUAUAGUCACCGACUCGGUCAAAAGAAUGGCAGCAUUCGGCGAUCGUAUAUCCGAUACUCGAGUUGAGGGCAUAUGGCGACAAAUCAUUGAAGUACUUCGGGGUGGCAUUUUGGCCGACCGUACUGCAACAGAGGGUUUCUCACUCGAAGAUCAGGAAGCGGAGGAAAGCUUCGAUCUCUCUCUCAUCAGCUCAUUGGAGAUUGAUAUUGUGCCACAUUUGGGAGACACAAGAGUCCCUGAUCACCUCAUCGUACAGUUGGCAAAGGUUUUGCACAAAGGCAGCCAGCUGUAUAAGUCCAGUACGGAUCCCUCACACCUUGAUUCGCCCUCGAUAGAUACCGAUGUGUCAGACGACUCUUGGGACUCGUAUGACUUCGAGAAGGUGGACCUCGACAUCGGAUCAACUACACGUGGGGUCCUGGUUCCGAGGGAGCGAUUUUCGUUUUGGUGUUUUGAUCUUUUGUUCUCGAUAUGCUCUAAUGUUACAAGCGGUAACCCAAUGCAUCUGCGCGUAUUUCCAGAGCUAACUAUUCUCCUAGACCAAGAGUCUUCAAGGAAGCGAAUUGCUGCACUUUGUCUACCAACCUUGCUUGAUCGAUGUAAAACUAUAAUGGUGAACUAUGUUGCUGACGAGGCUCUUCGGGGUUAUGUGCCUUUCCCGAGGGCUCGUGAAGAUGAAUUGUUGUAUAUACUUCGCAAGGUCCUGGAUUUACGGCUUUCGUCAGGAAUUCUGUGGGCUGCACUGUCAGAGUCGCCAUCGAAAUUUAGUGUUUCUCAACCCGCUAUCGAUGUCACUCUUUCACCGUCUGCACUCAUUGCGGAUGUGGCGCAACGGUCGCCAGUCGCUCAUCUCUUCUAUUUCUAUUCGGUGUUGUGUGAAAUCGCUUCUAUCCCUCGGAAGACACCAUCAACAUGGGUGAUCACGAAUUCCUCGCUACUCGAAAAGGAGAGGGGAGGCAAUUUUCUGCAGCCUCAUAUCGGUGCUCUGGAAGAGGGUGGCGAUGUAAUGGAGAUAGAUGCAAGAACACUGGCGAGGAAGGCAUUACAGGUUCUCGGGAAGGGGAUGGGAGCAAUUUAGCAAUGGGUGCUUUCAUCUGGUUUGCAAGAGCUAUCCUAUUCUCAUCUUAAUAUCCAUGACCUGCCACGAUCGACUUGAAUGGGUAGUACAGGUUAUCUAUCGGAACGUGCACUAGAAGGGGUAGGCACAUCAGUGCCGAUGUCACCCUGCUUUGCGCCGAGUACUUCCAUCAACUCCUCCCGACCAAAUAUAUGAG